UUUAAUCCAAAAUGGCAGCCUCCAGCCGCGCACAAGUGUUAGAUCUGUACCGGGCGAUGCUGAGAGAGAGCAAGCAUUUCAGCGCCUACAACUACAGAACGUAUGCUAUCAGGAGGAUACGAGAUGCCUUCAGAGAAAAUAAAAAUGUAAAGGAUCCUGUAGAAAUCCAAGCCCUAGUGAAUAAAGCCAAACGAGACCUUGGAAUCAUUCGUCGACAGGUCCACAUUGGUCAACUGUAUUCGACAGACAAGCUGGUCAUUGAGAACCAAGAGAAGCCCAGGCCCUAGGAAGCCGACUCAGCCGCCAGCAGCAGCCACAGACCAGUUUCAGCCUCCGUUCUGUGUUUGGCAUGGGGCUUCCAGCACCACCUGAACAUAGCCUCUCGCCCUAGC
Molecule: messenger RNA, 392 nt
Organism: Lepus europaeus (European hare)
Lineage: Eukaryota; Metazoa; Chordata; Mammalia; Lagomorpha; Leporidae
Product: LYR motif-containing protein 4
Exons: 1
Coding region: 12-287 (91 amino acids)
Biological process (GO): iron-sulfur cluster assembly
Cellular component (GO): L-cysteine desulfurase complex; mitochondrion
Source: RefSeq, a predicted model, not a curated record